CCCCGGCUCCGUGAUGGUGGCGGUGGCGGAGGAAGGGGGGGGAUGCUGGGUCUGGGGGGUGGGGGAGGAUGGAUUUGUUCCAGGGGCGGGUUGGUCUUCAUGUAACUAGAGAGCUGCUCUGAGCUGCAAAGGGAAAAAAAAAAAAAAGAGAGAGACAGAAAAGGAAUUAAGAGGAGGGAGCUUGUGGAUUCCCCCAGCCGAGCUCACCCCCCCCUCCGCUAUUCCCCCCCCUUUCCCUUCCCCUCCAAUCUCCCUCCAGCCCCGCGCACCAAGGAACGAUGAAAAAAAAUAAUCCUGCAAAAAGGGGGCAGCAGGAUGGGAACCAGCAACCUCUGCAGCCGGAGAAGGUGGGCUGGGUGCGGAAAUUCUGCGGGAAAGGCAUUUUUCGGGAAAUCUGGAAAAACCGUUACGUGGUUCUGAAGGGAGAUCAGCUUUACAUCUCGGAGAAGGAGGUAAAAGAUGAAAAAAACAUCCAGGAAAUGUUUGACCUGAGUGACUACGAGAAAUGUGAAGAGCUCAGGAAGUCCAAAAGCAGAAGCAAAAAGAACCACAGCAAAUUCACCCUGGCCCACUCCAGGCAGCCUGGAAUCACUGCACCAAAUCUCAUCUUCCUGGCUGUGAGUCCAGAAGAGAAAGAAUCCUGGAUUAAUGCCCUCAACUCUGCAAUCACCAGGGCUAAAAACCGAAUCCUAGAUGAGGUCACUGUGGAAGAGGACAGCUACCUGGCCCACCCAACCCGUGACAGAGCCAAAAUUCAGCACUCCCGACGCCCUCCCACGCGGGGACACCUGAUGGCUGUGGCAUCUACCUCAACGUCUGAUGGCAUGCUGACACUCGACCUGAUCCAGGAGGAAGAGGCCUCUCCAGAGGAUCCCAGCAGCUGUGAAGGGAGUUUUCGGGUGGAUCUGGACAAGUCAGUGGCUCAGCUCACUGCCGGGAGGCGCCGCUCCGAUUCGGAGAACCUCAAGCCCUUGGAAAAAGGUUGGAGUGGCAGCCUGCCCAGCCAGGAGGUGAGCUCCUGGGAGAGGGCUGGCCAGCAGAAGGACUCCUUUGACAAAGGGGCUGUGUACACCCCGCAGGUCCCCAAAAAGCUCUCCCACUCAGAAAAGAACAAAUGUGCCUCCAUGGAGGAAAUCCUCUCCCGGCGGAACUCUUCCGCCCACCGGGCGGUUCUGAGGAGGGGGCUGGAGGCCCAGUUUGCCUCAGCAGAACCAGAGCAGCUCUCCCGGAUCCAAGAAUUGGUUGCACUGAAACUGGAAAAAACUCAGGAACUGCUGACAGAAGUGAAGGGCUAUGGGGAAGGCAAAAGAAAGACCAUGGAUUCCACCACCACCAGCACCACCACCAGCACCACAACCACUCCCCCUUCUCCCUCGUCAUCUUCCAAGUCGGACUCGGAAAGGAUCCUGCAGGAAUCAGAGAGGUUGCUGGGGGAGGCUUCCUCUACCUGGAGCCAAGCUAAGAGGGUGCUGCAGGAGAUCAAGGAGUUGAGGGACCUGUACAAACAGUUUGACCUGCAACAGUCGGACUCGAAACCCAAACAGAGCUCACAGUCUCAGUACAGGAAGAGCAUGAUGUGAAGGCAAGGCUGGGGAUGGGGAAGGGAGGACCAGGGGAGGGCAGCUGCUUGGUCUUUUUGUUUGUUUGUUUGUUUUUUAAUUAUUAUUAUUAUUAUUUACAGUGUUCAAAAGAGUGAAAAGGCCCCUGCUCUCACCCAAAUUUGCUUCUCAAAGCUUGAACCCUCCCUCCCCUCCUUCGCACCCUCCCUGGUGUCCCAAUAAAUUCAGUUUACACCUCCUUUUUUUAAAGAGCACCCUUUGCACCCAAGGCCUCCCCAGCCUCUGCUGUGCUUGGAGGAGGGAAGCAAGCUCCCAGUUCCUAGGAAAUGCCCUUGCAUGGCUGGAGCAGCACAACAACGGGGACAGAUGCUCUUGUGUGCUGUGGCUUUGCUGCUCUAUAACGUCCGAGCUGUGUCCUGCAUUGCAGCUCCUUGAGCAAGAGUCUCGUCUGGUUCCCUCACUGUCCUCUUGGAAAUAAAUGACAAAAAAAA
Molecule: messenger RNA, 2050 nt
Organism: Calypte anna (Anna's hummingbird)
Lineage: Eukaryota; Metazoa; Chordata; Aves; Apodiformes; Trochilidae
Gene: PLEKHO1
Product: pleckstrin homology domain containing O1
Exons: 6
Coding region: 279-1580 (433 amino acids)
Biological process (GO): regulation of myoblast fusion
Cellular component (GO): ruffle membrane; muscle cell projection membrane
Source: RefSeq, a predicted model, not a curated record